GUUCGAAUAUUUCUGCCAGGAAAUGGAAGGAUUCUCUAGCUCGAGGAACAAGAAGAAGACGAAAAAUCGGCCGCUAAAAAAACUCACCAGCAAUUGACUGUGUCUCUCACCGCUCCGACAAGCCACUCCCGCCAUGGAAGAAGAGCAGGAGCUCCUCUCCCGAAUCCUCGCGGACCUUGAAGAAGCUCGAGACAGCAACAGCAGCAGCCAUACUCCCUCGCCGCCGCUCUCCCGUUCGACUCUCCUCGAUCUUCAAUCCAUCUUAAACGCCGACGAUGCCGCCGAUCUACUUGAUCAAUUCUUCUCCCGCCUUUCAUCCAAAUCGCUCUCGCCGUCUUCUCUCCUCCCGCCUCUCACCUCCGCUAUGGACUCCGGCCCUAUUUCCAUCUCCCUCUUGUCAUCCCAAGCCUAUCUGUCCCUCCUCCUUUGCCCUAACUCUCCUGUCUUCACUCUCUUCAACCCGAUGUGGUUUCUUUCUCUCCUCCGCUCCCUCCGCCGCGCGCUCAAGAACCCGCCGCCGGGCGUGCAAGGCGACGACCCGCCUUCCUCGUCGGGUCGGGCGGGUGGUUUGAAGAGGAAGAAGGCACGGGGAGGGAGGAAUACCAGAGGUAAAAAUGAUGAUGAAGAUGAAGAUGGAGGCGGCGGAGAGAGUCAGGUGAGGAAUGCGAAAUUGUUCUACAGCGUUCUCGAGAAAUUAGGUUCAGUUUUGGAUUUGAUUCAUUUGAGUAGGUUCCCCGAUAGUUUGAAGUCUCUGGUUCAGACUGUAGUGGAGAUUCCUGUUUUAGCUUCGGAAACAUUAGGCAGUUCGUCGGGUAGCUCCACUGGAUUGGAAAAUUUGUGCUCGAGGAUUUUGAAUCGAGUGUUGAAACCCGAGCACGGCGACCAAGGGGAGACCGCAGCGGAAUUGCUGAAGUCGUUGACGCCAUUGAUAUUGUCCGUGAAAUCGCACUCUAGGAGCUUUGCCUUAGGCUUCGUGAAGAAUUUGGUGACGGGUUUAGCUAGAAGAAUCGAAGGUGUGAACAAGGCUUGCGUCAAUUUACCACGGUAUCUGGUGACGAAGGCGCCGGAGAAGGCUGAACCCCGUGGGUUGGCUGUGGAGGCCAUAAUCGAUAUUGUGAAGGUUAUGGAGGUGAAUGAUCAAAUUGUGUUUGUGGAGUAUGUUGUGAAGAUGAGCGAAGGGAAGGCUAAUCUUAGAAUCUUGGCGGUGGACUUGAUGUUGAAUCUGUUACUGCUGUUGAAAGAUCCAUUUGGGUUGAGCUCUGAUUGUGAGCCGGAAGGCAGCUGGGGAUUCAAGUGUUUCGAGGCGCUGAUCCAGCGGUGUUCGGAUUCAAGUGCUCUAAUUAGAGCUCGUGGGUUGUCAAAUUUGGCGCAGUUGGUGGGAUUUCUGUCUUCUGAUGAUAGGAAUCAUGCUGUUCUGAGACGUGCCAUGGGGUUUGGAGAAGUGAAUAUGGAGAAGGGCGAGAGUAGGAUCGAUGAUCUAUUGAGAAGGCGGUGUAUGGAUGAGAAAUCAAACGUUAGGAGAGCUGCACUUCUCCUAGUCAGCAAGUUGACUGCUAUUUUUGGUGGCAAUUUGGAUGGAAUUGUGCUCAGAACUAUGGGAAUGGCUUGUUCCGAUCCACUUGUGAGCAUACGCAAAGCAGCAAUAUCAGCUCUGUCACAGGCCUUCAGAACAUAUUCAGAUGAAAUUGUGAUUACCGAGUGGCUUCACUGCGUACCUCGUUUAAUAGCAGAUAAUGAGACUAGCAUUCAAGAAGAGUGUGAGAACUUGUUCCUGGAACUAGUCCUGGAUCGUGUUUCAAAAGCAGGAAGUGAUCCCAGGUUACAUAAUGCUUCCAGUUUAUCCCAUUCCGAGUCACACAAAAUCGGAGUAGACAGAAAGAUGGAGUUGCUAUUUCCUGAUGGAGUUCUGCUCAUUCUGAAAACAAUCUGCGAUGGAGAGGUGACACCUUGGGUUAAGAAAAUCUGCAGUAGUCUUGGGAAGAAGGAACGACUCAAGGAUGUGAUUGCUAGUUCACUACAGAAUAUCAUAAGAACUUCUGAGUCUAACUGGUUGAGCCAUUCAAUGCCAAUAGAUAAGUGGACAGCUCCAGCUGGUGCCUGGCUUCUUUUAUCUGAGGUGUCCGCACACCUGUCGGAUGCAGUGGACUGGAAGUUUCUCCAUCACCAUUGGCGACUCCUUGACAAGUUUGGAGCAGCCAACGAGUUUGAUCCGGAAGAAGAUUUGACUCAUGAUGAAGGCAAUAAAAAUUCCAAUUCGGUUGCGUGGGUAGGGGAUCGUGUUUUUCUGCUGCAAACAAUCUCUAAUGUUUCUGAGAAGCUGCCUUUAGAGCCUGCUGCUGAUUUAGCUUAUAAUCUGCUCAAACGAAUUGAGGACUUCAAUAUGCACUCGACCGAGGUUAAUGCACAUGUUAAAGCCCUGAGAACAAUAUGCAAACGGAAUGCUCAACAUCCUGCUGAGGCAGAAACAAUGGUUAGCAAAUGGGUACAAGAGGUUCUUUCAGAGGCUGUUAAUAUACUGGAAAACUACAUGGAUGAAAGUUUGAGAACGAACAACGAUAACAGCUUGCUCACACCACCCAGAAGUGGAAUUAGAAAGAGCAAGAGAGCAGCAGCAGCUUCCAGACAACUGGCAGAAACAGUGAAUGCAGUUCAGACCAUAGGAUCUCUGGUUCUUGUUUAUCCUUCAGCUGAUAUGAGUGAUGUUAUUCCUCUACUAUACACAAUAAUCACGUCUGGAAAUUCUGAUCCCAAGUUGAGCAAGCUCCCUGGGCCGGUGGUCCCAGUUAAAGAGACAGCCCCCUCUUUGUAUAUUCAGGCGUGGUUGACAAUGGGGAAGAUUUGCUUAGCAGACGGGAAACUUGUGAAGAACUAUAUACCUUUGUUUGUUCAGGAGCUCGAGAAAAGUGAUCUUGCACCACUUCGCAACAAUCUCGUAGUUACAAUGGCGGACUUCUGUGUUCGCUAUACUGCACUUGUGGACUGUUACAUACCAAAGAUCACCAAGUGCCUCCGCGACCCAUGUGAACUAGUGAGGCGGCAGACGUUCAUCCUGCUCUCAAGAUUGCUUCAGAGGGACUAUGUGAAGUGGAGAGGAGUGCUCUUCCUCAGAUUCCUCCUUGCUCUUGUCGAUGAGUCGGAGAAGAUAAGGCAAUUGGCAGACUUCCUAUUCAGCAACAUUCUGAAAGUCAAGGCGCCGCUGUUAGCUUACAACAGCUUUGUGGAAGCCGUGUUCGUGCUGAACGAUUGCAAUGCUCACACCGGGUCUAAGAACACUCGAACCGAAGAUAGCCAAUUCUCCAUCAGGGGCAAUGACGAGAGUUCAAGGUCCAAAAGAAUGCACAUAUAUGUCUCCCUGCUCAAGCAGAUGGCUCCUGAGCAUCUCUUGGCUACAUUUGCGAAACUCUGCUCCGAGAUUCUCGCUGCUGCUUCUGAUGGAAUGCUCAAGCUGGAUGAUAUCACCGGACAGGCUGUUCUUCAGGACGCUUUCCAAGUCCUGGCCUGCAAAGAGAUCAGAAUCCAACCGGCCAGGGGAUCGACCGCGGAUGACGCCGGCGAGGAAGAAAGCAGCGGCGGAGAUGGCAACGGGAUGUCAGCAAAAGGAAGGGCAAUAACGCAAGCCAUAAGGAAGAGCUUGAUCCAGAACACGAUUCCGAUCUUCAUCGAGCUCAAGCGGCUGCUGGAGAGCAAGAACAGCCCGCUCAUCGGCUCCCUAAUGGAGUGCCUCCGCGUGCUCCUGAAAGACUACAAGAACGAGAUCGACGAGAUCCUGAUCGCCGACAAGCAGCUGCAGAAGGAGCUCGCCUACGACAUGCAGCGGUACGAAGCUGCCAAGGCCAAGUGCGCCGCCGCCUACGAAUCCGCCGCCUCCGGGGGCCCGUGCGGUACUGGCGGCGCUGGGUUUCUUUCGCCGAAGGACAAAAGGGUGGCAUCGGCGGUGGCGGACAAGGCUGCGGAGGUGACGGCGAGAUCGGUUUUGAGAGAGGUGAAUAGUGGCGUUCCGACGCCGCCGUUGAGUGCUAUCAGUGUGCCGAAGCUGAAGAUGACUGCUGACGCAACGGUGGGGAAGAGCGGCGGCUCUGGGUUGCCGUCGGCUCGGUCCGCCGAGGUUUUGGAGUCACUCAGGAGGCGGCAGACGUUCAUGUCCGAUGAUGACAGUUGA
Linum tenue is the source of this 4159-nucleotide messenger RNA. The record is from the annotation of a GenBank genome assembly. NCBI's taxonomy places the organism in Eukaryota, Viridiplantae, Streptophyta, Magnoliopsida, Malpighiales, Linaceae.